This is a messenger RNA of Sardina pilchardus (European sardine), 7717 nucleotides long. Its product is annotated as protein AF-17-like. NCBI's taxonomy places the organism in Eukaryota, Metazoa, Chordata, Actinopteri, Clupeiformes, Clupeidae. Gene Ontology annotation, biological process: regulation of transcription by RNA polymerase II. The transcript is spliced from 22 exons. Gene Ontology annotation, molecular function: nucleosome binding; histone binding. Bases 152 to 3673 code for a protein of 1173 amino acids. Gene Ontology annotation, cellular component: nucleus. The record is from RefSeq and is a predicted model, not a curated record.
GCAACCCCACGCAGUGAUCUGAACCCCUCUGGCUCCUAUAUAACCGCUACGCUGCUGCGAUGCCAGGACUACUAAUACAUUCAAGAAUAAGCAGACUACCCAGCAAGGAUUAGUGCUCGAAGACACGUGUAUUAUACUGUAUGGAAGCAGUAUGCGGGAAAUGGUUGGAGGUUGCUGUGUGUGUUCUGAUGAGCGCGGCUGGGCUGAGAAUCCGCUGGUAUAUUGUGAUGGACACGGGUGCAGCGUCGCUGUGCACCAGGCCUGCUAUGGCAUCGUCCAGGUGCCCACCGGCCCGUGGUUCUGCCGCAAGUGUGAGUCCCAGGAGCGGGCAGCGCGAGUGAGAUGUGAGCUGUGUCCACAUAAAGAUGGAGCCCUUAAAAGGACAGACAGUGGAGGCUGGGCCCAUGUGGUGUGUGCUUUGUACAUCCCUGAGGUGCAGUUUGCCAACGUUCUGACCAUGGAGCCCAUUGUCCUGCAGUUUGUGCCCCACGAGAGAUACAUCAAGACGUGUUAUAUCUGUGAGGACCACGGUCGAGAGAGCAAGGCCGCCUGUGGUGCCUGCAUGACCUGCAACCGGCCUGGCUGCAGGCAAGCCUUCCAUGUCACCUGUGCUCAGAUGGCAGGUCUGCUGUGUGAAGAGGAGGGGCCAGAGGCCGACAACGUCAAGUACUGCGGCUACUGCAAACACCAUUACAGCAAGAUGCAAAAGAAGCUGCGUUCUUCGGGGGAGACGGUGAGCAGCUCAUUCAACCACUCCAGAGGACGCUCCAGCUCACCUUCCCAGGACAAACACAGCUCGCACCAUCACAGGCCCCGCAAGAGUCACAAAGACAAAUCGAAGCAGAAGGAGCGACACAGGAAGUCGUCGGACUCGGGCGGCGGCAUGCCCACCCUGGGGCCCUCCCUCUCCACCAGCCUGGACAAGUUGUCUUCCAGCCACCACAGCGGCAGCAGCAAGGAGGGCGAGAGUAAGGCCAAGAAGCUGAGCUCCCACGGCGGCCUGCCCCAUCGCUGCAGCAAGAAGAGCGGCAGUGGCACCGGCAAGAGCUGCUCCUCCUCCUCCUGCUCCUCCAGCCCCUUCAACGCAGGGGGCACGUCGUCGUUGUCGUCCAGCCAGGACUUCCUGCAGCUGUCCUCCUCGUCCUGCCGUCUGGAGCGCGAGCGGGAACCGCGGGAACCGCGGGAGCCCGAGGAGCCGCCGGCCGCCGAGCCACGGGAGGAACGCAAGCGCCGCAGCCUCCCGAGGGAGAGGGAGGGCAAGUACCACAAGCCCCCGGCGCUGCAGCCGCCCGCCCUCACGCCCGCCAACGGGCCGGCCGAGUCCGAGGCCAACACCUUCGAGACCAAGGUGACCAUCUCCACCUACGGCUCCAUCAUGCGCAUCACUUCCUCCUCCGGACUGGGCAGCGGCAGCAAGGUGCGUAAGCUGAGCUCCAAGUCCAGCAGCGGCCGCCCGCUGCAGUCCACGCCGCCCGUCCUGGAGGAGUCCGUCCCGGCGCCCGAGCGCCCGUCCUCCUCGCCGUCGGUGCCGCGCAGCGAGCGCCGUCACCGCGGCAACAAGAAGAGCCGCCACGGGCCGGGCCGGCCGCGCGGCAGCAAGAACCGGGAGCGCGAGAAGCGCGGCGAGGACGAGGCGCCGACGCAUCAGCAGCCUGCUCCUCCUCCUCCACCUCCUCCACCUCAGCAGCAGCAGCAGCAGCACCGUCACCACCACCACCACCACCACCACCCGCCUGGGCUGCAGAGCCAGAGCCAGAGCCAGACACAGCACCAAGCCCAGACACAGCACCAAGCCCAGGCGCUGCACCAAAGCCACCAGGCACAGGUCCAGGGUCAGCAGCACCAGGUCCACCAGGGCCAGCAUCAGCUGCACCAGGCCCAGGCGGCGCUGCAGGGGGGAGCCCUGGCCUUCUCCUCCACCCCCUCCUACCCCAGCCCCCCCAGCCUGCCCCCGGCAGCCUUCCCCGCCACCGCCACCACCAACUCCAUGCUCAGCUCCGGAGUCUACAGCAGUCAUAAGGAUCCCCUGUCUCUGGGUGGGGGGGUGUGCAACACUCCUCUCUCCACCGGCCUGCUCCCCUCCCACAUCCCCAGCCUCCCCCUCACCCCCGCCAACUCCAGCGCCAACACACAGAUGCAUUCUGGCGCUGGCGUCCCCUACAGCCUCAGUGCCUCUCAGCCCUUCAGCAGCUUCCUGUCCACGGCGCCUACACUUCCCCCGCUCCUGAGCCAGGCCCAGAGUACACUGCCAGAGUCGGACCUGGAGGACUGUCGCUUCCCCUGCCAGGACAGCUCACCGCGAGAGAGCCUCUCCUCACACUCUCCCAUGAGCAGUCUGCCGCUGCUCUUCGACCAGAGGGAGGGGGCGGAGCAACAGAGGCCACGCCCAGAGCCCGCCAGCUCACACAUAGAGCUGCUGCUGGAGAAGCACGGCAACGGGGAGAUGGGCGUCAACAUCGUGGACAUGCUCCAGUCGCUCCACUCGCUGCAGCAGGAGAACCAGCGUCUGCAGGACCAGAUCCUGAGCCUGACGGCCAAGAAGGAGCGGCUGCAGCUGCUCAACGUGGAGCUGACCGUGCCCUUCAUCCCGCCGGGCGCGCCGCCGCUGUUCUCCUCCUCCUCCUCCUCCUCCUCCGCCCACCAGAUGGCGCCAUCAUGCCACCCCGCCCACGGGCACAGCCACCUGUCCACCCUUCAGGCCGUCGCUGCCGCCGCCGCCGCCGCCGCUGCUGCCGCCGCUAACGUCAACAACGCCUCCAAUCCCAGCGUCAACGUGUCCGGCGGCGGUCCGGCCGGGGUGACGUCGUCGGCGUUGUCGUCGUCGGUCGGCGGGCAGGUCCCGGCGGGCUUCCUGUCCUGCGCUCACGACCCCCUGAGCUCCAGUAAGAGUCCCCUCACCAAGAGCAGUUUCCUCAGCGACAACUCCUUCAUCACCUCCUCUGAGGACCUCCACUCAGGCAGCCCCUCUCGCAGUAGCUCCUCCUUCUCCUUCCAGAGCACCCCUCCCCCUCAGCAGAGCCCCGCCUCCUUCGGCCAGCCCCUGCUGAACGGACUGGGCCGUGCUGCCGGCCUGACCGAGAGCCUGGCCUUGGGGCUCGGCGGUGGUGGCGGCGUGGGCAGUCUGAUGGACGGCCUGGCCGGAGGCCCGCAGGGGGUGAACGGGGUGCUGGGUAGCCUAAACGGGGUGCUGGGCGGCUCGCCGGCGCAGGCCCAGAUGCAGGUGCUGAGCGCCCCCCAGAGCCACCUGCCGGCGCUGCAGCCGCAGCCUCCGCCCCUCACCCAGCAGGCGCUCGCCCAGGGCCUGCAGCUGCCCAAGAGCCUCAGCCCGUCUUCCCUCCUCUCUGAACACCAGAAACAGCUUCUGCUUCAUAAACAGCAGCAGCAGCUCCAAGAGUUCCUUGUCUUGAAACAUUUCACUCCGGAGCAGCAGGUGGUGGUGUACCAGAUGCUGCAGCAGCAGCAGCAGCGUCAGCGGGAGCUCCAGCGGCUCUCCUCCUCCUCCGGCGCCUCCUCCACCGCGGCCCUCCUGAACGCCUCCCCCAGCCUGCUGUCUCAGAGCGGGGCCUCCCCCCUGCAGGCCGGCCAGGGGAACAGCGCCCUCUUUGGCCUCCAGGAGAACUCCCUCCACAAGCCCGGCUCGCUCGGAGACAAGGGAGGGGACAAGAACGGAUGACAUCACUUCCUGAGCUGAGCUGACGACCGUCCACCAAAUGGGAGGAAAAUUUGUUCCGCCCCGAUCUUGCCUCACUUCCUUUUCCGCCCGGAAUCCUCAGCUCCUUCCUCCUCUCUCCUCACGUUCUCUUUCUCUUCUUCCCCUUCGUCUGCCGCCCUUCCUCUUCCUCAGUGAAUGUAUUAAGGCACUGACUUCAGGUGUCCGAUCUGAAAAGACAAAAACAGGCAGUGGUAGUUUGUUCUGUUGUUUUCCUGUUUAAAUCUGCAUUGUUUUUAUUGGCAACCACACAUAGGCAGCUUUGUUUAUCAGGAGAACAGUGAUGGUCUGAUGAUCUAUAUCUCAGUUUGCACUAAUUUGUUUAUUUGUCAAGUUUUGUCCAUUACGAUUAUUAUUGUUAUUGUUGUUGUCGUCGUUGUUGUUGUUAUUACUAUUAUUAUUAUUUUUUUUUUUAAACUAGAGACUCUGGUCAUUGAUACUGGUGGUGUUCCAGCUCAGCGUGUAGUGGACUGACGUUUUCCGAGACCCCAGAGCACUGACCCUGUCUUCCAGCCGCACCAAAGCCCCCUCCACACACACACACACACACACACACACACACACACACACACACACACACACACACACACACACACACACACACACACACACACACACCACCCCCAGUGAGGGAAGCCAGGACUCAAUGGCGCUUGGCUGUUCAUGUUAGCCAUGGUCGUUGGUUGUCGUAGAAACGCUGUGCUUGAGAAUGACGCGGAGGAUGAUGACGAUGAUGAUGGUGGUGGUGGUGAUGGUUAUGACUCGUACGCCACUGUCCUCCUCCACCCCCAGGAUCGUCGUCUCUCGACUUCUCCGCCCCCCACGCUGUGGUCGACACUGGCAGUUGCUUCGUCCCUCGCUGGUCAGAAUGUUCAAGACUGGUGAGAGAACGUGUGGCAAUUUCCUUUUCACAGUGUGUAACGGAUUUGUGACAGUGGCCACGUUUAUGUCACCUUGACACUGUUUAUUUAUCACAAGUUGUACAUCAUUGUAUCAAAUCAGUUUUUUUUUUGGAAAAAUUUGUACUUUCUUUCAUCCAAACUCACUCGAUUGUACAUGUUUGUGAGCCCCUUACAUACUCAACACAAGACCAGGCUCUCCUCAAUGGCCUAAAUGAUGCAUGCUAAGUUCCAUAGAUAAGCUCUCAGUAGAAAUUUCAGUCGGUGAUUCGGUUUUACAAAAUGUUAUUGAAAAUUGUGCUAAAUAGCCAAAUGACUCCCCUUCCUUCCAUGGUCCUGAAGCACCUUGCUGAUUGGCUGAGAUUGUUUAAGGUUUGGUGACUGCAAACACUGAACAGACAUCUAGCAAUAUUGGCUAAAUUUGAUUAAAAUUGUAAGACAAAAAGUGUAAAACUAAAGAAAUUGAGGACUGCACCUUUAAUGGUUCUUUUAAAAACCAACCCAACCUUUUGAGAUUAAAGCGAACCAAAUGGUUCUGGCUUUAAAGCCUGUGUAAAUAAAAUAAAAUCCCCUGAGCAAAGUCUCACUAAAGAUUGCCCUAUGUACAGCAGUGUAUAUUGUGCUAAUAUUAAGCUUUUAGCCAAUAAGAAGUACCUUAUCCAAUAAGGCAUGGUACUAAUUAGGAAACUAUAGGGAUUAGGUAGUGAUUUAUAAUGGAUGUUUUGCACACUGUUAUGAGGUGUUAAAUGUUUUUUUUUUGUUUUUGUUCUGGUUUUUCCUUUUAGUGCUAUGAUUACUCUGUGGUCAUUUCAUUAGGAUGUUGUUUUUUAUAUUGACUGAAAGACUAUAGUUGUCUUUGAGCAGCUUAAUUGAUGCCUUAAUGUUUGUGAUAAAUUCACGGAAAAGUCCAAAGUAAUUCAUCUUUUUUUUGUUUGUUUGUUUGUUUAUUUUUGCUCUUAUGGGUAUUGGGUACAGUGACGGCAAAGGGUGUCUUACGGGCGGUAGAACGAAGAGGCUUGAGCCUGUCCUAAUGAGUUUGAGACAUGCAUAUAGUAGAGAUAGAGAGAACAAUAUUCUUAUUAUUGUACUUGCAUUUUUAACCAAAGUCUUGCAAGUACUUUCGAUGGGACACUUUCCAUUGAUUUUGUUUAUAUAUAUAAAUAUUAUAUUUGCAGCAAGCUCCCCGAAAAAAAAGAGACACUUUGAACACUUUUCAUUCGAAUGUUACUUGGUUGAUGCGUUUGAUGCCUUGUUUUAUUCAUUCUCAACACAUUGUAUGUUUGCCAUGAAAACAUUAACAGUCCAUCAGAUACUAGUUUCACAGAAACACAUACACACAUACAUACACACACACACACACACACACACACACACACACACACACACACACACACACACACACACACACACACACACACACACACACACACUAUGACACACACAAACAUGAGUAAAGGCACACUCACAUAGUACAGUGUGAAUCUAAUGUCUAGUGCUAUCUUGCUCCCAUUCAAACUUACUGCUUGUCAGAAUGGCGCUCACUGAAAUUAAAGUUGAUGAGUGAAAUAGCCUUCUUUCACUUCCUGUGAGACACAGCAGCCAUGAAUCACGCCACUAGCUACUGUGUCUGACUGCCUCACUAAUCAAUCCAUCUGAUUUCCUUGAUAAUUAUUGUUUUAGAACAUCCUGGAGGCCCAUUUCAAUUUUUAAUUUUUUUCAUUUUACUGGACACAAAGGAUUGGUGUCAAUACUCAAUCAAGUAGGACGCUGUAUGUGCAAUUAUUUUCCCACCAUCCAUAGUAAUAUGGUGUUGUGGUGGUUGACAGUACUAUACGCCUUCUCAUGUGUGAUAUCUUCAUGUACAGUUGGCCUUUCUCAGUCAGGCCAUUGUUUUUGAAGUAGAUGAUUUCGAGAAAUUGAGUCCAGACGUUUCCCGUGGUUGCACUAAAAGGAUGUCAAUGAGCCACUUUUUUUUCCUUUUUUUUUUGCCCUGAAAGAGAACAGAUAGUCAAUGUGACUGACCGUUGGUUGGUCGACCGUGGAGCCAUGGAAUGUUCUCUGUGAAGUAACGCAUACUUGUGAUUCAUCCCACCCCUUGUACUGAUAAAGCAAGAGUAGCUCCCGUUCUCUCUCCUCUCUGUUGCCUUAAAAACCUAGCCUGGACAGAGUUAUAGGCUUACAUGUAUGUACAGCCAUCCAGGCCAGUGUGCAGUCCCUGACAAAUGCAGAAAUCCAACAUAAUAUCAGUUUCUUUGUUUGUUGGUUUUGUUUACUCAGAGCUGCUUAAACUUCUCACUAAGCUCAUUGGAUGACAGUUGGAGACUGUAUGGUUUUUAUUUUGGAGAUGGGUAAAUGUUAGUUAACUAAAUACUAUGUACCUUCCUUCCAUAGUUAACUGUUUUUUUUUUCUUUUGUUGUUGCUGUUGUUGUUGUUGUUGCUGUUGUUAGUGAUGAUAUUAAGUUCAAGGCAAAGCAUGUUGGGAAAACUGUUUCAUGGCUUCUGAAAUGUUCUGAUAAGUACCCAAGAGUAAAGAGAAUGAAGUAAUACUGGGGGUAAGUGGUGCAAGAGCAUCCCUCAUAUGUUGCACUGGGGCUUCGUGGCCCAAAGGACUUUUUCUUUGUUAUUUGUUUGUUUCUUUGUCUUUUUUAUGAGUACAGAUUGUAAACUGAAAUACACUUUGUAAGCUUUUAGGUUUGGUAACUAAGAUAAUACAUGUAAUGUAUGCUGUUUUAUGUACCCCUUUGUAUUAAGCAUAUUUAAAUAGCUGUCUAAAUUAAGUUCGGAAGAAACAAAACCAUGUUAACUCAUGAUGAGCAUUAAAUGCCGAUAACCUCUGAUUGAAAUGUCAUGAUUAGACUAUGCAUAUUUUACACAUGCAUUGAUUUCAUUUAAAGAAGACUGAACAAGGUUAAAUGGAGCAAAAAAGGCACUUCAUCUAAAGAUUUAGGAUCUGUAAUGUCACUUUUCUUUCUUAAAGAAAAUUAUUGAAGAUGAAUUUGCCAAUAUUUAGAUUUUAAGGAUUCCUGUAAAGUAUUUUGAUAUUUUUUAUGUACAAUGAAUACCAUUUAGAUGACUGAAAUUUUACUGUCAAUAAAUGUAUUUUACUGA